AUGAAGACGUCCCCCUCAGGCUGCCUGUGCCUCGUCGGCGUGCUCCUGCUGGCCGCCACCGCCACCGCGACGCCCCGGGACAGUGAGGACAACUCCGAUGUCGUCGACCUCAUCACGGCGGACAUCAAGCUCUCCGAGGAGUGGGAAAUUGACGCAAACGUGACGGAUGUUGACGACACGACGGAAGCUCCGGAAUCUGGUGAGCAAACGGCCUCUUCCUCUCCCUCCAUCCCUCUGAACCAAUUCUGUCAAUUCUGUCUGUCUAUCUGCUGUGUGCGUGCCGUGGAUGGCUGUGUGCGUGAAGAAGACGCUAGUGAUUCCUUCCCCUCCCCGGGGCCCCUCCGUGGUCUUCAGACCUUCUGCGGCUGGGUGAUCCACCAAGCCUGGCGCAAGGCGUGCACUUCAAUCAAGCUGCCCUUUCAACUCGUUUAUCCCCAUCAGGACCUCUUCGGGCUGCGCCCUCACGUGCAUCAGCAACCACCACCUGCAGCAGCCCUGCCUCUGCCAGGGCGCAGGCACCCCGCUGCUGCUUAA
This is a messenger RNA of Vitrella brassicaformis, 534 nucleotides long. The record is from the annotation of a GenBank genome assembly. NCBI's taxonomy places the organism in Eukaryota, Vitrellaceae.